AUGCUUCUUUCAAGAGUACUUACUCUCGGGAAACAUGCACCGUAUGAAAGCUUCCAUACGGAGAUAGUACGGUACACAUUCCACAGAACCAUAAUGGGAUAUGUUCGAAACGCAUUUGGUUUAGAACCGCGAGACUCUCCGGACACACCUCAAAUAUCAAACCGAUUCCAUCCUUGGGAAGAGUCGCCAUGUGCUGAUUUACGUGAUAGAGCAGCACGAAUCAAAACUCUGGCACGAUGUCCAGUAACUGGAAAGAAUAUCAAUUAUACCUGUCCUAUUUCAGGAAUCCCCACACAUCACUCAAGGAAGGCAUGGGAGGAUGACACAGACUAUCACAAAAAUAAAACAUAUGAGAAGUUAAAAAAGGUCAACAUAUACGAACACGACUUGCGAAGCGGCCGAUCGUUUCCAGAGUUUGACUUUCCAGCAGAACAGGGACGGGAUCGCGCCGUCAAUCUCCAAAAUUGGGAUUUGUUCCUAUAUACCAGGCAGUUCUAUUCAAUGGACACAGAAUUCCAUUUGGCCACAGUGACGAAAAUGUUAAGCUAUCCAAUUACCAUAGCCUCUGUUCUCCACGAAUUUUCACCCUAUAAACUACAACCUCGUGGACCCGUUACACUAGAGGGUCUAAAGUCGAUUGCUGCAUUGAGGUACACUUUGUAUCCAAAAUUAGGAAAAACUUCCUUGAGUAAUAACUCUCCAAUGAGGAUAUUCAUAGUGGGAACCCGUGCUGAGAGUCAACUACCAGGACAUGUCUGGAAACAAUUACAGUAUUUAUUUUCGGAGCGAAUUUUUGAGAUCCAUUUCAUUGGACCUGAAUGCCAAUUGAAGGAGCCAAAGAAUACUUCAACACCAUUGAUCAAAAAAGUGGAUGAUACGCUGUCCCUGAUAUACCAUCCACAAUACUUUCACGAACUUCACAAGUCUGGGGAUCUGUUCCCAUACAAUCCUUACAAAGACGUAUUUUUUAUCUUCCAUCCAGGCUUUGCAUACCCCGAUACCCGAAAGCUGUGGUUGGACGAAACCAUUCCAAAUCUUUUGGAGACCAAAUGUGCAAUAUUCCAUACUGGAUUUAACGAGGGUGACAUAACGAACGAUGUCACUCUGAUAGAUAAGUGCUACCGCAAUGAGAUAGAUGUCUUGAUGAAACCAAUAAAAAAUGUAUUUGGUAGCGUUAAAUGGGAACUGAACGACAUAAACCCCCAAGAGGUAUACCAAUUCAACAUGUAUAUAGCAGGUUUCAGAGGCAAAAGAUACCACCCGAUAAAGAUUUGA
Messenger RNA from Huiozyma naganishii CBS 8797, 1275 nucleotides. RefSeq lists its product as uncharacterized. NCBI's taxonomy places the organism in Eukaryota, Fungi, Ascomycota, Saccharomycetes, Saccharomycetales, Saccharomycetaceae. The record is from RefSeq and is a predicted model, not a curated record. Gene Ontology annotation, biological process: mitochondrial respiratory chain complex IV assembly. The coding region runs from base 1 to 1275 and encodes 424 amino acids. Gene Ontology annotation, cellular component: extrinsic component of mitochondrial inner membrane. The transcript has a single exon.